UCCAUCUUCCCCUUCCCAUGGCCUCUUUGGCUUAAACCCCCAGAACCUUCCCUCCCCAGCCGCUCUGGUCCCAGUGCCCCCCAGCCGGGCAGGACCCUGCCGCGGGGAUGCUGCUGCCCCCAGCUGGGUGCUGGUGGUCUGGGGCAGGACCCCCCGCGGGCUUUGCUGGGGGGUGGCCGAGGGCUGGAGCGCCGCCAGCUCGUCCCAGGUGCCCGCGGCUCAAGUGCCAGCCGGGAGCUGCCUCUGGCUGUCACCCGAUGCCCGCCGGCUCCGGAGCCUGCCCCCGGGGCUAUAUAAGGAGCACGGAGCCGGAGCGGAGGGGAGGGGACGGCUGCGGGCAGCAGGAGCUGAGGCGGUGCCGGAGGUCGCUGAGCUCCUUCCUCCACCGCCACCAUGGUGGGUCUGAAGCCCCCCGAGGUGCCCCCCCCGCCCGCCGCCAAGUUCCUCUGCGCCGGCACCGCUGCCUGCAUCGCAGAUCUCUGCACCUUCCCCCUGGACACCGCCAAAGUGCGGCUGCAGCUUCAUCCCCUCCUUCCUGCGCCUGAGCUGCUGGAACGUGGUCAUGUUCAUCUCCUACGAGCAGCUGCAGAGGGCAGUGGUGCUGGUCAGAGCAGCCCCGUCCUGACCCAGCCCCUCCCCAGCCCCUGCUCGUCAGCCUCGGCGAGGCCCAGCAGUUAAUUACAUUAAUUAACGGAGCCGUGAGAAGAGCACCGACGCCCAGCCCGGCCGGAGGAGAAGUGAGGAAGGAAGUUUGUGGAGGGAGGUGGCAGGAGGAAGGUUUGCAGAGAGCCAGUCUGAGGUUGGAGGUUCUCCAGAAGGUGACCAGAGGUGGGAUGGGGGGGAUGUGAUUCCUGUUAUUCCUUAGGGAUGCUUCCAAUAAACCACCCCUAUGGGGUCUGAUAGAU
Messenger RNA from Pogoniulus pusillus (Red-fronted tinkerbird), 905 nucleotides. RefSeq names its product putative mitochondrial transporter UCP3. The transcript is spliced from 3 exons. NCBI's taxonomy places the organism in Eukaryota, Metazoa, Chordata, Aves, Piciformes, Lybiidae. The record is from RefSeq and is a predicted model, not a curated record. Gene Ontology annotation, biological process: transmembrane transport. The coding region runs from base 108 to 545 and encodes 145 amino acids.